Molecule: messenger RNA, 426 nt
Organism: Helianthus annuus (common sunflower)
Lineage: Eukaryota; Viridiplantae; Streptophyta; Magnoliopsida; Asterales; Asteraceae
Exons: 2
Coding region: 44-376 (110 amino acids)
Source: RefSeq, a predicted model, not a curated record
CGAUCUCCUUGCCGGCAACCACAUCGGUCGACUGUCGGCCGGCAUGUCGGUCCCGUUCACCGGUAAACACCCCUUUCUCUCUUGUGUACUGCAACACUCGCACACCCUCGCUCCCCUAGUGACUUCCUACAACUCCGACAACGGAAACAGCCGGCCACCACCAUCUGGUGGUGGCGUACGGCGGCGAAAACACAUAUUAGAUGGCGAGAGAGGAGAGAGACGAAGGAGAGAGAGAGAGACGAGACAUAGAUGGCGAGAGACAGCAGCGCCGCCGUUUGCGGCGGGGCGACAUAGGUGGAGCGGCGGCGGUGGAACCGUUCCUUCAACGUUUUUCCCGACAAACACGGCCGUUGGUCAAAGAAGACAGUAUUGGUAGUGGCUUGGUUCAGACUCAGUGGUGGCAACAACCCAAACCAACCUGGCAAU